CAAUCAGUUCUGUCUACUCUCCACUACUGUCUCUCUCUUCUCUCUCUCUCUUCUCUCUCUCUCUAUCUCGAGAUAGACACGUACUGAAUUUUUAAUUUUUGAAAAAAGAGAAUGCAAUUUGUGUAAAAAUAAUAUUGGAACACGAACAAACUUUUUCAAAACAUAUGGAUUCGCUCCUCCUACCAUUAUAAUAAUUCUAGUGCUUUCAUACGUUUAUAGACAAAAAAACAGAAAAAAACCCAUAUGGAGUGUGUAGAAACAUUUCUCGGUGAUUUUUCUGUCGACGACCUUCUCGACCUCUCUAAUGCCGACACUACUAGUGCUUUCAUACGAGAAGAGUCGUCUUCGUCACAAAGAGAAGAAGAAGACGAACAAGAACAAGAACGUGACAAAGGUAAAGGCCUUUCGGACAAAAGUACUCGUCUUUCACCGCUUGAAGAUCUCUUGUCUUUUCCUAGUGACGACGUUUCAGUUGGUGGUGAUUUGGAGGACCUAGAGUGGUUAUCCAAUUUCGUGGAGGAUUCUUUCUCGGAAUCUUAUCUGUCCGGUGAUUUCUCGGUGUCGGUGGAGGUUCAGAGACAGUGUGUUCCGGUCAAACCCCGAAGCAAACGCCGCCGCACCAACGGCCGUGUCUGGUCUCUGGAGUCUCCAUCUUCUCUGCUACCCACCGCCGUUGCCGGAAAGAAGAAGAGAGGAAGACAGACGGAGGAAGCGUCGUCCGUUGACGGAGUCAAGCAGCAGCCGAGGCGGUGCUGCAGCCAUUGUGGAGUAGAGAAAACGCCUCAAUGGAGAAUGGGUCCAUUAGGUGCCAAGACACUGUGUAAUGCUUGUGGUGUCCGGUUUAAGUCGGGUCGGCUUUUACCCGAAUAUAGACCCGCUUGUAGCCCGACAUUCUCCACCGAGAUUCACUCUAACUCUCACAGGAAAGUUUUGGAGCUCCGGCUCAUGAAAACAGCGGAUCCGGUUCGGGUUACACGUUAGCAAAAACCUAGGGUUUUCUAAAUUUAUCAGUUUUCAUAUGCAUAAUGUGAUCAGAAAGAUCGCAGAUGAUUUUCAGAUUCAUGAAUUUAAAGCUAUGAUUAGUGAUAUUUCAGUUUACAGAAUGUGUGAAAAAAGAAUGUGUGAUUAAGAAAUCAUGAUCAUUAUAGACAUUCAUAGUUCAUUA
This is a messenger RNA of Camelina sativa (false flax), 1165 nucleotides long. Its product is annotated as GATA transcription factor 7-like. The record is from RefSeq and is a predicted model, not a curated record. Lineage: Eukaryota; Viridiplantae; Streptophyta; Magnoliopsida; Brassicales; Brassicaceae. Gene Ontology annotation, biological process: cell differentiation; positive regulation of DNA-templated transcription. Gene Ontology annotation, cellular component: nucleus. Gene Ontology annotation, molecular function: sequence-specific DNA binding; zinc ion binding.